Molecule: messenger RNA, 1456 nt
Organism: Cladocopium goreaui
Lineage: Eukaryota; Dinophyceae; Suessiales; Symbiodiniaceae
Source: the annotation of a GenBank genome assembly
GGCUUUGCUGCUCAAGGCGUUUCGACCAUGGGGGUGUCCAGCCAUGCCGAGCACUUUGGCAGUCCGUGGUCCUGGUUUCCCAGAAGACGCACCCAGAAAGGUGAACUAUAGAGCUAUUGGUCGCGGAAACGGAGGCGUUGUGAAAAAGCGAACGCCCACCUUCAUCAAGGACGUGGAUCCGCCAACGCCCAGCAGUGUACCAACCAAGUACCAGACCAUUUUGUACAGAAACAAUCGCGAACAGAAAGGGUUUCUUGGCAACUCACCUCGCUUUCCAACACCCAGAGCAGAGUUGACCCCAGGCCCAGGACUGUACACGACUGACGAGCCUCUAGAUGGACCGCCUCCAGAGCCUAUGCGCGGAAGAGGUCCCUUCGCCUCACGCACUCCGCGAUUGCCACAUCCAUCGAAGGCUCAUGGCUAUGUGCCACCUGGCCCUGGAACCUAUGCAACCGCCACAACUGCCUUGGAUGUAAGGGAUUCUUCCCCAAGUGCAUCGUUUGCCUUACCUGGUGCAGGGAAUCCUGCAAAAUAUUUUGCAGAAACAGAGCCAGGUCCAGGAAGCUAUUUGGGCACUGCACUGGUACCUUCUGGAAGAUCAGCUGGGGCUGCUGUGUUUGGAAGCAGUCCUCGCAACACUCUGCAAGACAACAUUUACCUGGAUGUGCCGGGGCCAGGGCAGUAUGAUCAGGUCGAUGCCGAGGAGAGGAUGAGAAGCACAGAAAGGCCAAGCCCAAAGCAUUUGGUGAACGAGCCUUUCGAUACAGAAGCGGCCCAAUUUCGAAAAGGCAAUGACUUAUUGAAAGGACCGGACAAAGAGCGAGAACGAAGCACUUCUCCUGGCCCAGGCCAGUAUUACCCGCAACUGGAUGUGGUAAAGGGGAAGACAAAUUUCAGCGCUCGUGGUCAUAGCUCCUUCCAAAUUGGAAAUUCACAUCGGCCCCGAAGAUGGAGAGAUACCCUCCCCGGACCGACAGAUUAUAUGCCAGCCAUGCCGUCUAUGGAGUCAUUGACGAAAGCGAAUCCAGGAGCAGCAGGUUUGAGCACACUUGUCUCCAAGACUCAACGCUUUUCAAAGCUUUCUCCUCGUGCACCAGGCCCUGCCUACUACGCGCCACAAAAUCACAGUGGUCAAAUGUCCUUCCAUUUGAAUAUGGAAAACACAUGGGUUGCGUAGGGCAAAUAUUGAAAGCUGUAUGGGCCCUUAGGCAUAGUUGGGACAUGUUGGGACUUCUUCGAAUUGAAGGAGCCCAUGGCUUGUGUCACCCUACGCAGUCGCGAGAAUUUGGCAACAAGGCUGAGCGAGAAUCGCCCAGACCAUGCCCAGACCAUGAUAGUGUGAGUUAGACGUUUCACCCACAUCACACAAUUUAGUACAGCGAAAUGAGCGCCAUCAACAGUGAAGCUCUUGUUGCAACCAAUGGCUCCAACUUAAGCCUUCAGCCAACCGUUUGGG